Colletotrichum fioriniae is the source of this 1503-nucleotide messenger RNA. RefSeq lists its product as uncharacterized. Gene Ontology annotation, molecular function: phosphatase activity. Lineage: Eukaryota; Fungi; Ascomycota; Sordariomycetes; Glomerellales; Glomerellaceae. The record is from RefSeq and is a predicted model, not a curated record.
AUGGUCAAACCGAGGCUCAUCAUCCUCAUUCGGCACGCUCAGUCCGAGGGCAACAAGAACCGCGAUAUUCAUCAAACGAUACCCGAUCACCGAGUAAAGUUAACACAAGAUGGCUGGCAACAAGCCUACGAAGCUGGUCGCAACCUGCGCAAGUUGCUGCGCGCCGAUGACACACUGCACUUCUUUACCUCCCCCUACCGCCGGACUCGCGAGACAACCGAGGGCAUUCUCUCGACGCUGACAUCCGACGAGGAGGACCCGUCUCCAUUCAAGCGCUCAAACAUCAAGGUCUACGAGGAACCCCGCUUGCGUGAGCAGGACUUUGGUAACUUCCAGCCGUGCUCCGCCGAAAUGGAACGCAUGUGGCAAGAGCGUGCCGAUUACGGCCAUUUCUUCUACCGCAUCCCCAAUGGCGAGAGCGCCGCAGACGCCUACGACAGAGUUAGUGGCUUCAACGAGAGUCUGUGGCGUCAGUUUGGCGAGAAUGACUUUGCCAGCGUUUGUGUACUAGUUACCCACGGCCUCAUGUCCCGGGUCUUCUUGAUGAAGUGGUAUCACUUCACUGUCGAGUACUUUGAGGACCUGCGUAACGUCAACCAUUGCGAGUUUCUCAUCAUGCGCAAGCAAGAAGAGAGCGGCAAGUACAUCCUCGAGAAUAAACUCCGGACAUGGUCAGAGCUACGCAAGGAGCGGGCCGAGUUAAAGGAGAAAGAGGAGAAGGAACGGAGCGAGGUCGAGGGGAACCAGGAAAGGUCCACCAAGGAUGCCAAGAACGGUACUCUUCUCGAACGCAGUAAGACCUUCAUCGUCACGCGGCGCUGGGGUGGCUGUCCUAACGGGUGUAAUCACAAGAGCCACUACCAGAGGCGAGACGACCUGGAAGCCCUUCGCCGAACGGACGAAGUCACCUCUAAUGGGACUGUUGGCCUAUCCCGUCGGCAGUCCCCUGCACCAGGACGGCGACCCAUUAAGCGAUGCGAGCAGGGAUACACAUCCGACGAGGGCACCGACAGCGAUGGCCGGCCACCGCAGAUCGACGUCACCCGAGCUCGCCAUGAAGUCGUUUCAUCUCCCGAUGGAACCCCAUCCUUUAUCUCUGCCGAAGAUCGCCUACGGAGCAUGAUCUCGCCGCACCUGAAUGUUGGCCGUGAUUUUGGUGGAACUUUCUCCGGGCAGACCUCGAUUGCCGGCAGUGACACAGACUCUUCCGAGGAGGAUGGCCACAGACCGGAGAUUACAGCCGUGACCAAGAUCAAGGUUGGCAUUGUGUCUAACGGGGACAAUAACGGCGCCAAUGGCAGUAUCAACAGCAUCGUCGGUGGUCAAACCAAAGGCAACAUGACACCAAACACCGAAGACGAGCAAUCAGACGAGAAGAGCCGGCGGCGCCGCGCCAACCGCCUUGGUGAUACCAAUAGCAGCCAUCGGGGCUCCGAGGCAGACGAGGAUGACAUUGACGCUGCGGAGAAGCGAGACAGGAGUAUCUUGGGUAGUGUUUACUGA